GGGUCAUUUACUUGAUGACAAAGGCCAAAUAACGAAGCACAACAUUGCAACUCCAGGAUUGGUCCAAGCCCUUAAACUCCAAGGAAUGGAUUUGGAAAAAGAUUUUGAUAGUUAUUCUAGGCAAGAAAAGUUGAUUCGUUUGCGACGUGUGUUGGGCGUAGAAGAUGACUAUGACCAGUAUGACCCUGAUCCAAGCUAUGAACUCACAACUGAUAACGUCCUAAAAAUUCUUGCAAUUUAUAUGAGAUUUCGCUGCCAAAUCCCUGUGAUCAUCAUGGGUGAAACUGGAUGUGGCAAGACAAGAUUAGUUGAGUUUAUGAGUAAAUUAAAAGCUGGUAGACCAAAGGCCAAUACUAUUGAGAAAGUUCAAAAUAUGAUUACUCUGAAAAUUCAUGGUGGAAUAACUGUUGAUGAUAUUCAUAAAAGUGUCAAAAAUGCUAAAGAGGCUGAAGUUAUGAACAGGGAAAAGCACAAUCUGACAACAACAUUAUUUUAUGAUGAAGCAAAUACAACAGAAGCAAUUUAUGCAAUCAAGGAAGUUAUGUGUGAUCUUAGUAUUGGCGGAAAGUCUUUUGAAGACUCAAGAUUGCAACUUGUUGCUGCGUGCAAUCCUUAUAAAAAACUUUCACAAGAAGCCAUUAAGAAAUUGGAGGAUUCUGGACUUGGAUAUCGAAUUCAUACAAGUGAAACGGCUCAUUUAUUUGGCAAUAUCCCAGUUCGUACACUGGUAUACAGAGUUGUUGCAUUGCCUCCAAGCAUGCAACCAUUCGUAUGGGACUUCGGGCAGUUGAAUGAUCAUGCAGAAAAAAUUUAUAUAGAGCAGAUGACGAAAAAACUUGCAACUGAUCUUAAGUUGAAUGAGGAAACAAUUUCGAUCAUUAACCUUGUGCUUUCACAAUCACAAAGAUUCAUGAGGACAAGAAAAGAUGAGUGCAGAUAUGUCAGUCUACGGGAUGUGGAGAGGUGCAUGAUAACAUUCAAAUGGUUCUUUGAACAUCAGGAUGUUAUUUUUGACCAUAUUGAAAAAGAAGUUGAAGAAUCUUGUAAAAAGGCACAAAAACCAAUUCCUGAAAUCAACAGAGAAAUCCGAAUAAUAAUACAAACUGUUGGAGUUUGUUACCAUGCAUCACUUGAUGAUAGACAAGCUUUUCGAAAAGUUUUGGUAAAGAAUCUUGCAAUAGCAAAUGUUGAUGAAAGUUACAUAAACAUGGAGCUCACAGCAUGUCAGUCUGUGUUUUUACGCAACAUAAGAAUAGGAGAUAACAUCGCUUGCAAUAAAGCUCUGAAAGAAAAUGUUUAUAUGAUGGCCAUCUGUGCUGAUAUGAAAAUUCCAUUGUUCUUGAUUGGCAAACCGGGAAGCUCAAAGUCAUUGGCAAAAACAAUUAUAACCAACAAUAUGCAAGGGCAGACUUCACAUGCACCUUUGUACAGAAACUUGAAACAGAUUCAUAUACUUUCAUACCAAUGUAGUGCACUCACUGAUGCAGCAGGAAUCAAAAGCGUUUUUAAGCAAUGUGCUCAGCUGCAAAAGAAACAGGAUUUGAAAACGUUUACUGCUGUUGUAGUUUUGGAUGAAAUCGGUCUUGCUGAAGAUUCUGCUAACAUGCCACUGAAAGUUCUUCAUCCGCUUCUGGAGCGUCGAAGUACAGAUCUAACUACUGUCUUACAACCUGAUGAUGAAAGAGUUGGGUUUGUUGGAAUCUCCAAUUGGGCUCUGGAUCCUGCAAAAAUGAAUAGAGGAAUAUUCCUGACAAGAAGUAAACCUACCGAACUUGACUUAAAAAAGACAGGAAAAGAUAUCGUUCAAAAUACCAACUUAUGGAGAAUCAAUGAAGACAUUUUUGAAUCUUUGACAGAAGCUUAUCUGGAAGUUUACAAUGUAGUUCAGGAAAAAGAAUAUUUUGGGCUGAGAGAUUAUUAUAGCCUCAUGAAAAUGCUUUGCCACAAGCUUGCAACUGUUAAAAAAAAUGAAAUUAGCUUUGAAGAUGUUGUUUAUGCCGUUCUUCGAAAUUUUAGUGGAGGGCCCACAGGAGUUCAUGAUACAAUUAUAGAAAAAGUCUUCAAUGUAUUUAAAGAACAAAGUGGCGAUAGCACUCUUGCAAUUCCUAAUAUUCCCUUGCAAAAUAUGAUUUGCGAUAAUCUUUGUGAAACAGAAAGCAGAUUUUUACUUCUUCUGGCUAACCAGUUUUCAGUUGUCCACUUGUUAGAAUAUUGCAUUAAAAAUAACAAUAGAGGAUUUCAUGUUGUGUUUGGUUCGAGUUUUCCAGGAGAUCACAGUUACACUGAAAUAUGUAGAAAUAUAAAUAGAAUUAAAGUAUGCAUGGAAACUGGAAAAACUGUAAUUCUUCUCAACAUGACCGAAAUACACGAAUCACUCUAUGAUGCUCUUAACCAACAUUUUGUGACAUUAGGGGGACAAAAUUAUGUUGACCUUGGUCUUGGAGGCCACAGGGUCAAAUCCAGAAUUUCCAAAGAUUUUAGACUAAUUGUUAUUGAGAAAAAAGACUGCGUUUUUCAUAAAUAUCCAAUACCAUUGAUAAAUAGGCUUGAAAAACACCAUUUCAACUCAGAAAGUCUUUUGGAUGAGGCUUCAAGAAUUGAAUCCGAAGAGUUAUCCUCGUGGGCUUCAAAUUUUACCAAGUUGAAAAAAUCGACAUUUGUCGAAAGCGAUGCAUUUGUUGGAUUUCAUGAUGAUACAAUUAGUUCUGUUGUUCUGACCACAGAUUUUACUAAUGAACUUGAAUGUGAGCAGUCUUAUUGUCCGUACAAAUUUACUCUUCUGCAGUCUUGUUCAAUGGAUGCAUUGUUGAGGUUGAACAAUUCAAGUCUAUGUACUGCUGAAGUGGAUAUGGCUUUGGAAGUUUACUUUAGGCAACAAUGUCAUGACAGACUUGUUGAUGUAUUGAAUAGAUGCAUUGAAGAAAACCAGAAACUUUCAUGUAUGGAGAUUAUUUCGUACUCAAGCAUAUUGUCUGAAAAUGAUAAAUAUGUUCUUGAACAACAACUUGGAAAUAUAGAUGUUAAACCAAUAAUAACACGUUGGUCACUUCAACUUUUCCAUACACAGCAAGAAUAUUCUGAUAAACUCGAUGUUUUUUUUAAUCAGUGCAGUAAACCCAUUGAAAGUUGCACCAAAAGCGUCCAUAUUCUGCUUGUUCAAUGUGCGCAGGCACAAAUAAAUAGUUCUCUUAUAGCUUGUGCACAACAUUGUUUGACGAAUAAAUUACUGGAGUUCAAAAAUAAAUCAAAUAAUAAUUCUAAUGCCACUGUUGUCAUUGCAAUGUUGUUAUCAAUUGAAAGAGAAUGCAAAUUGGGAUCAAAAUCUGAAGCACUUGUACUGCAACAUACACAAGAAUUCAAUAUCAUUUAUGUGGAUGAGCUCCGUCCUACUGACCACCACCUUGCUCCAGCUAGCAAGUUUUUAGGCAAAUCUUUGUCAGAAGUAUUUGAGAUUGGCAAGCAAGAGCUAGAAUUGAAGAAUGAAGAAGUUCUUGUGAAUAUGAAGUCUCUCCUAAGUGAUAGUGUAUGUGAAGCGGUGGCAAAAGUAGAAAGCGAAAAAAAACAGAGCAAUAGAUACUUCAAGCGUAUUGAAAUACUGAAAAAAUUGUUUUUGGAAAAUAAAGAUGCCAAUAAAUAUUUCUGCAAACUUCUGCUUGAUAAAAUGGUAACUGUUUUGUUGGAAAAACAUGAACAAAAUGAUAAUAAAGAUUGGAUUGAAUCAGAAGCUUUGAACAGAGAAAACUUGCAAGAGGGAGGGACAUUCAGAAAAACUAUCUGGCUUUGUUUGAAGAAGCAUGCCGCUCGCAUUCUUGCAUGUGUUGUUAGUGUCAUUGAUCGAGACAAUAACAUGGAUCUUAUUGAAAACGAAUCUGUCGCUCCCUGGUUAACCAACAUGUGGUUGAGCAUGUUCGAGCUACUAGACAUAACCUGGACAGAUGUGACUAAAUCAGCAAAAUUCACCAUACCCGGAUCAAUGUAUGCUAACAAAUGUUGUCAAUUGCCAUUCAGCUUUAUAAUCAUUGAUUUUCUCAAUACAGAAUAUGCUUUAGAAUCUAAGCACUGCAGAAAUCUUAAUGAAGUAUUUCCUGGAUUGUUUCAAAAUCAAAAAAUGUAUGAAGUCGUUGUUAAUGCUUUGAAGAGUGCACAAAUUUCUGUUAUGAAGGCAUUUGUAAGUGAUCUUGUAACAACUCUGUACAUUCCUGGUUCGGAUGAUGCGAAUGAAGCCAAACUUAUCGAAGAUACUAUUUUUAAAAUGUCUCUGACAGCUUUCAAAACUGCUCGACACAGACCAGAGUUUCAUUCUGGGGGAGAAAUUGCAAUAAUAUUCCUGACAUACAAAGAACUUGAGAGGAAGUUACAGAUAUUUUCAACAGUUGUUCAUGCUUGUCCAAAAAUAUUGGAAAAUGCAAAGACCUGGGAAAAGAAUCAAUCUGAAGCAUUCAUUCUUCAUCUUGAAGCAGCAAAAGACACAUUAAAAAUUUUGAAAAAUAUGGCAGAAAAGAUUGACAAACCAAAAGAGUGUGUCGAAUGGUUGAAGUUGAUGAGAUGUUUCAAAAAUAUAUAUGGAUCUAUAGUUCAUGAUAUAAAAGAUGACAGCAAGUCAUGGAUAUCAUUGUCCCUACUCGAUUCACUUCUUCAAUGUGUUCUUCCUAUUUCGCAUGAAAAUGUAUUUUUUGAGAAAAUUUUAAAAGUGAUUGCACCGCAAGCAAAACUAUUUUGGCGAGGUUCAGUAAUGUCUGAUCCAAAAUCAUAUCAGUUUUUACGCAUUGUUGGCAAUGUUUUGAAAAGAUGUUACCAGGACAUUCAACUGAAACUUUUGAUUGGCUUGGGCGACUUCAAGUGUCAUCUUUGCAGAUCUAGGAUCAAGAGCCCUACUAACUUGCCAUGUGGCCAUUAUGCAUGUGAAGGAUGUGUUGCCACCAUUCUGAAUUUGCAAGAUGAAAGGCAAAAAUGUCCAAUUUGCAUUCAGGAUAUUCCUGAAGAUUUUGUCCCUACUGCUACACCCCUGAAUAAACAUCAAUCUGUUAUUUUGCAGGAACUUAAACUGAAUUGUACAAAUUUUUUCUUGAAAUACUUGAAAGAGUUUUGCUUCAAGAAACAGAGGGACUUUUCAGAUGAAAUGAGUCGGAUGAAACAGCAUAUUGAAUUGAUUUUAGAAAAGUUCGUUCUCCAUAGUAGAAGAGAAGAAAAUGAAGAAAUUGAUUCCACUGCAUUGGAUAUCAAUAUUAAUACCAGAAGUUCAAUUUUGCAAAUUUUACUCAGUUUUAAUCCUACUUUAGUUACUGAUAAAAUAAAUCAGGAUAUGGCAAAACUGAAUACAGCAGAUUUUCAGUCAUUCGUUAUAGUUGGGCUUAAACAUUUUGAAGAGAAUGCAAAAGGAAAUUAUACGAGAAAGUAUGACAAGACUGUCAAAUACUGGGAGGAAAUAUUAGCUAAAGCAAAGCAAUAUUUUCAAACAGAUAACUUCGCAGAUAUUCAAACUUUGGCCUUGAUAAAAAGAAUUGCUAAUAUAAGAUCUGCUGUCUGUUAUUUCGUUCUCUAUGUCAAUGAUAUUUUGCGAGAGACUGAGAGCAGAAUGGAUUCCAAUGAUGCAUUGAUUGAAACUGGUCUGAGUCUUAUGACAAGUUCCUAUACUCCACAGUCAGUAAAAGAUUUUUUCAUAAAAAUGGGAUGCCACAAGUUCGGAACGCAGUGGCUUGCUAAAUUAGGAAAUCAUGCAAAAUUGAAGGUUCUAAUUCCGCCUUCACUCCAACAAGUUGCUGAAACUUCGGUUGUUGAUUACUGGUAUUUGUUAGGAGAUGAUUUCAAGGAUAUCAAGUCUCAAUUAUUCCAGACACCUAUUGAAGAUUUUGAACGCUUUGUUGAAGACUUGUUGAGUGACCAUACCAACAGUCUGCAAAAGCUUUUUGCUUUGUUUUCAUGGCUUAAGGAGAAAGAGAAUGCAACAAUUGGGAAAAUAGUAAAUAUUAUCAAGGAUAAAACUCAGAAUACUCCUUUGGUGCCUAUCAAUGAAGUUAUUUUACAGUACUCGGUGAAUCAUUUUUCAACUUUUCAAGAGGCACAUACCUUAUAUCAAAUCAUCAUGAUAUCUGUGGUAGCAGCAACUAGUCAAAAUGGAAUUAUGAAAGGAUUCAGUUCGAUUAUAAAAAAUCUGAAUACUAUAGAAAAUGUUUAUCUUCCAAGUAUGCCAGAACAUUUUCUAUUUGCACUCCCUGGUGAUUAUAGAUUAGAUGCUAAUAGACGAAAUACAAUGUAUGUUUGUGCCUGUGGAUAUCUUUAUAGCAUUGGUGACUGCACACAACCCAAUCAACGCAGAGAAUGUCCUGAGUGUAAAAGGAGUAUUGGAGGUGUGAAUAGCAUACUGGAGCCUGGGAAUCAAAAAAUGAAUUUAACUGAAGAAAGUCAAGCUGGUUACAAGAUUGAUUCUGGUACACAUGCAAUGUCACUUGCAGCGGACAGGUUAUCACAUCAAGGUGCAGCAGUUGUUCAAUUCAUUCUCCACUCAUGCAUGUUGGCUGGAUUAACUGAAAAUUGUCAACCCAUUUUCAGAAUGAUCAGUGUCAAGAAUAAGACAGAAGCUAAAAAAUUCAUCAUUGAAAAGCUUCAUAAAAACUUACAAGAUUUAUCCAAAGCUUUGUCAAGAAAUGUUGAUGAUUGUGUGCUAAUUCUAAUGAGGAUUUUACUAAGAAUCAUCAAUAAGGGUGCAGUUGCGUACCCUCAAAACUGGUCAACAAUUGAAAGUCGUCGUGAAUGGGAAAAAGUAUUUCAAAAUGAAUAUCUGUUGCCUGUGUUUCAAGAUAUUGAUACACAAAUACAAGAUGCAAAACAAUUAAUGAAACAAGCUGAAGAUGAUGAAAGAGAACCACUGAACAGACUCUUGAAUGAUGUUAACUCUGAUGAUGAAAUUGAAAAACGCUUUGAUUGGAAACAUUGUUUCUUCUGGAAUUAUUUUAGUCAACCAACCCCUGAACACCUAUUACAAGUUUUGUCUGACAAGACUGAAAAGGGUCAUGGUGAAGUUUUGAAAUUGAUUCUUCAAACACCAGAUAUUUAUCUACUUAUGCAUUUGGAAGAUAUUCUGAAAUUACAACAUGUUAUGAUUGAGAGGUAUAAAUACAAUAUCGAUAUGCAAGAAGCAGACCAAAGAACCUUUGAAGAUCAUGUACAUCAAGAUGGAUUUGAUGAUGAAGCCUUAAUUGAAAAAUAUAUUAUUGCAUGGAAUUUUAUCUGCCCUCAAUUACAGGAUUUUGCUCCAAGCUUGUUGAAAAACUACUUUGUACCAAUUACAAAACAGAGCUCUUUAUCUGUCGCUCUUCCUAGUAUGCGUGGUCGUGGACAAUGUGCAAAAUUACUUGCUGAAUAUUUAAUUGAGAUUCAGAAUUCAUUUCUUUCAAGCUGUCACAGAGCUAUGCGAUUAGCUGAGAGAAAUGAAUAUGCUGAUGUUCUGCAACUUGUUUCAAAUGAUUUUAUUUGCACCAAGAAACAAGAUCUCUUACUUUUAAUUAAUGAGCAUACCAAAUAUGAUAUUUUGACGAAUGAACAAGAAAAACAACAUUUGAUGUCUUACAAUAUUGAUGCUUUAGAAAAACAGGUUCAAGAAGAAUUCGUUCGCGGCAAGAAGCUAAUUGAUAAGAAGACAUUACCUUGUAUGAGUUAUCCUCAGGAUGUUGGAAUUGGUGUUGAUUGGGGUAGAGUUGUAGCAACUACAAAUCAGAUACCAUUGACAGCUAAGCUAUCUCAAGAUAUUGACAGAUUAGUUUCAAAAUGUCAUUCUUCUGAGAUAUGUGAAGUGGUUAGAACUUUAACAAACGCUAUCACCUUUUUGUCUAAGGUGAAAAUAAGAUCUGAAAGACCGCUCUGUGAUUUUCUUGAGAAAGAUCUGAAAAUGAUGUCAGCUCAGACUUCUAUGAUACCGAGAUCCACCAAUACCUGCCAUGUUCUUUCUUUGUAUCAAAGGUUAACAUGGCACAAAUCGGUAAUGUUCUCUCAUCGAGGACUUGAUCCAUACAAAGAAACUUUGUUUACUGUCAAUCAAGAGGAGAUUCCCGAUUAUAUCAGAGAAAAAGUUGAAGAUACUUUUAAACAAAUGGAUGUUGUCAUGCUACAACAAAGAAUCAACGAAAUGUUGAUCAACUUUCCAGAAAGUAAUGCUGACUGGAGCUUGGUUGAAGAUUUGUUUCCAAAUAUCCAGUUUAUUGAUGGAAAUGAAGACGAUAGUUGGUAUUCGAAAUUGCCAAAGGAAUUAUGCUGUAAACACAUUUCUGAUUUAUUUUCUUUGAGUGUGAAAUUUUUGUUGAGUAAUUGAACGAACAUUGAUGUUGGUAUGUAGUGAAAUUAAUCUUUCAAUAUACAGUCUGAUUAUACAGUAAUAUAUAAUUUGGCAUGUACUAGCCAUGGAAGUGUGGUCCUAUUGUGAUUUAUUUUGUGUUUCCUGAUUGUAGAACCUGCAGUAGAAAUCGUGUUAAUGCUUAUUUAGUUGUGCCCUAGAUUCUGCCUUAUAUAUUAUUAGAUGAUAACAUAACAGUAUAAUAUUCAUUUAAUACUAUUUAGGUAACCAUUUGGGUAAUUGUCAGGCUGCUCAUACAGAGCCUUGUUCGGUAUGAAAACGCCUCAUUAAAAUUUAACUUUCUUGUUAUCUAAAGAUGAAUAUGUUGUGUUUUGUCUUGUGAAUACCAAAUAGAGCCCUGAAAGAAAAUCACUUUUUGAUUAUAUUGUACGGAUGAAAAAAUAAUUUGGAACUGAUGUCAAUAAAUAGACUAUCACCAUUUACAUCUUUUAUGAAUUGACAAUAAAGUAAUCUGCAUUCCUAUUAUACAAAAUGAUUGUGACCGAAGUUUAUUUCUUCAAAUUUGUAUUUCUAUUUUUUAUAAUAUCACCGGAACUUCAAAUGCAACCAUGCUGAAUUUCCAAUAACAUUAACUAUGUAUUCUUGAUUUUAAUAUGGAUUAUUCAUAUGUCGGUGAUUUUUUUGUACAUUUAUGCAAGUUAAAUCAUUACCACUGUUUUUUCUGAUGUUAUUCAUUAUCUAAUAGCCGAUUUGCUGUCAAUUCCUAUAUUUAACCAUCUAUAAGUAUAAGCAAAGAGAAUCAGGUAGUUUGAAUAUCAAUUUAUUUCACCUUCUACCACAUCCACUGAAAAAACUUUAUUUGUUGGAUUGAUUUCGAGUUUUAUCAUUGAUUUUUCAAAAUUUAUUUCUGUAAAGAUUUCAAUCUGUUGUUCAUUUCAAUUUUCUUUUGUGUAAACAAUAAAUAAAAUACUAGUAGUCA
Messenger RNA from Styela clava, 9266 nucleotides. The record is from RefSeq and is a predicted model, not a curated record. Lineage: Eukaryota; Metazoa; Chordata; Ascidiacea; Stolidobranchia; Styelidae.